AAUACCUGUUAUGAAAAUUUCCCACGAGAUGUGACGCUUGUACGACGUUGGCAAGCUCAUCUCGAUGCACUCACGAGCUUGGAGAUCGGUCGACAUCCAAAUAUUGUGGUGACGUGUGGAAUGGAUAUGAGGGUUUUCGUGUGGGACUGGGAAGGAGCCUGUUUAGGCAAAUUGUUUGAUCCGGAAAACCAGGGACAAUGGCCUUGGCGGUUCCGAAAAGAUAAUGCAACUCGAACGAAGGAGCGGGAUUUACUCGUCCAAGAAUUGUUGCAGCAACUGGAGAGAACUCCGGCUGAAAAAAUUGAACUGCGUCGCCAGUCACUAUAUGCUCAGCAUGUGGGCCGUCGAAAUGUGAACGAACUUCGGAACGUUAACACCAUGCUGUUAGAACACAUUAUCAGCAAAAACCCAGAAAUCAAGUUGAUGGAGCAGGAAAUUCAAGAGAAAAGCACAAUAACUGAUACGACAAAAAAUGCCAAGUUGCAGGCAAAGCCUGGAGCUUUACGAGCGUUGACAAAAUCGAACGCAAAAAACACACCAAGACAAACGCUGCGUUUGCAAACUUUAAGUCAGAUUGGCCCCGUUCUUCACGAUGAAGUGUCUGGACGGAAAGCGUCGAUCAUACAAAGCCAACAGCCCGCGUUCCUGGAAUCCGGAGAUCUCAAGAUGGACAAGACUUAUCUCGAGAAUGAGCUGUCGAUCACGUGUCCUGCGUCUUCGUCACCUUUGCUUCCCCCUAAUCGAGACGGGGAGGUUCGACUACAGGUCCAAAAGGAGUACCAACUAGCUCAACAAGCCAUUGCCACUCGUGCAACUUUGACACGGAAAGCUCGAGAAAUGUACAGCAACAUGGAAGGAGUUCGAACUCGUCACAGUAAACGUCGACCUGACUGUGCUGACCCAGAUACAGACCCGUCUGAGGUGUCGGAACUCUUAAAACAAAAUUUCCCACCAUCAGUGCUAGCAAUUCGACCACAAACUGCCCCUGUUCGUGUUCUAAAACCCAGCAAGAGUGAGGGUCACGUUGGUCUACGGCAUCAGAAAGAUACACUGCAACAAUUGCAAAUUUCCACAUCUGAAAGCGCACUUGAGACGUUAUCCAGCGAUUCAGUACCAAGGAAAAUUAGCAACAGUGCCGGUCGGCGCAAAAGUUCACUUGACGAGUUUUACAAGGAGGAAUUCCAUCGUUAUCGCCGGGAUAGAGAACUCAAUCAUAGUGUCCCUGAGGAGAUGGCAGUGGAUGGAGACAAGCAACUGAGACCGUUGCAUAAAUUGCAGGAGAUCAACGAGAUUAUCGAUAAAGUACACGGAUACUGCAACGACGCAAGACCCGGAGGCUUUACGGGACGGAAAGCGAGCCCCCCACCGCCAAAAUCUAAGAAGAAUGCGUCAACAAGCGCUUGA
This is a messenger RNA of Phytophthora nicotianae INRA-310, 1404 nucleotides long. RefSeq lists its product as hypothetical. The record is from RefSeq and is a predicted model, not a curated record. The transcript has 2 exons. Bases 121 to 1404 code for a protein of 427 amino acids. Lineage: Eukaryota; Oomycota; Peronosporomycetes; Peronosporales; Peronosporaceae.